Exaiptasia diaphana is the source of this 978-nucleotide messenger RNA. RefSeq names its product 26S proteasome non-ATPase regulatory subunit 10. The record is from RefSeq and is a predicted model, not a curated record. Gene Ontology annotation, cellular component: nucleus. Gene Ontology annotation, biological process: positive regulation of transcription by RNA polymerase II. The coding region runs from base 90 to 767 and encodes 225 amino acids. Gene Ontology annotation, molecular function: protein binding; transcription cis-regulatory region binding. NCBI's taxonomy places the organism in Eukaryota, Metazoa, Cnidaria, Anthozoa, Actiniaria, Aiptasiidae. The transcript is spliced from 7 exons.
CAAUCCRGGAACGCCUAACAGAAACUGCAUAAGUGAUCGAAAAGUUGCAUUGUCAUGUUCUSGUAAAAUCUCAUUUUUCUAUUCUAAACAUGUCUAAUCUUGACAUUUGUGCUUUUGCUCACGAAGGGAAGUACAAAGAGGUUUACGAAAGGAUAGAAGCACAGCCAAAUCUCGUUAGAAAAAAAGACCAGAAUGAAAGAAUAGCUCUACAUUGGGCAUCUUCUGGUGGACAUACAGAACUAGUGUCAUAUCUCCUUAAACAUGGUUCACCGGUUGAUGACAUGGAUGAUUGUGGGUGGACUCCCCUUAUGAUCGCAGCCUCAGCUGGACGAACUGAGAUUGCCUCAAAUCUGAUUGCGCACAAUGCUGAUGUCAAUGCUUGCAACUUUAAUGGACAGACACCGUUGCAUUAUGCUGCAUCAAGGGACAGAUAUGAGAUUGCAGAAAUACUAAUUGAACAUGGAGCUGACAUGAAUGCACAAGACAAAACAAGCAAAGCAACACCACUACACAGAGCUGCAUCAAGAGGCCACGUAAAGAUCGUUAAACUUUUGUUAGAUGCCAAGUGUAAUAUACAAACGCAAGAUGCUGAAGGAAACACAGCACUACAUAUGGCUUGCGAAGAGGAGAGGUCUGAAAUAGCUGUGGUGCUUGUUGAACAUGGUGCAGAUUUAUCCAUACAGAACAAGGCAAAGCAAAAGGCAGUUGAUCUUGCACAAAAGGGCCUAGCAAGGCAGCUUGUACAUCUAUCUGAUAUGACUGAAUAACAUGUAGUCAUGAAUCCCUGUCAACAUGAGGUUUUAGCCAGUUUUUGACCAGCUUUUUGUUUGAUAAUCUUCACUUCUUUCAUGGUCUUUCAAAAUGUGUAGUACAAAAAAGCCUGAAGUAUAAAAUAUGGAAUAUUUCAUGACCUGUGAGUCAAAUGGAACGGUAAGCAAGACUAUUCUAAGUCAAAUAAAAGAAUAAUAAUUUCUACCA